AUGCGUUUCCUAUCCGAUGAUCUCGCAAUCGAUCGAGACAACAAAGCCCCACUUCAGGUCCUUGGCGCAGGUCUGCCCCGUUGCGCGACAAGCUCUCUGCAAGCUGCCUUGGAAUCUCAACACAUGAAUUGUACCCCGUGCAUGCACAUGGCACAUAUCGCACCUCAUGCCGACCGUGGCGACAUACUAUUGGAAGCAUUGCAGGAACCAAAUAAGGAACGACGUCUCAAACUCCUUCACAGGAUUUUCGAUGGAUUCCAAGCUACUUCUGACUUCCCGGGCUGUACCGUCGUCGAUGACUUGAUGGACAUGUACCCCGAUGCCAAGGUUGUGCUCAAUUUGCGACCAGGUGGGGGCAAUAGCUGGGAGAAAUCCAUCAAGCUCCUAUCCUGGGCAAAGAAACCCUCCUACUAUGCGCUCACCUUCCUUUGGAAAACAGAUCGCAACCUACAUGCGAUGUGGGUUUGGUAUGUCAAAUAUUGCAUGGAAAAGUUCGGGCUAGCGGAAGAGGAAGUAUUCACAGCAAAGCACUAUGAUGCUCACAAUGCGUGGGUUCGGGCUGAGGCGGCUAAGCGUGGGCGCGAAGUUCUGGAGCACGAACCGAAAGAUGGAUGGGGACCGCUUUGCGCGCUCAUUGGAAAGGCGGAGCCUGAGAAUGAGCCUUAUCCCCAUCGUAAUGAUGCGGCUGAAAUUCGCAUGAUAUCUCGAGUCUUGUAUGCCCGAGGCAUUGUCUCUUGGCUCGCGGUGAUUGGGGCAGCAUAUGGAACAGUGAAAUGGCUGGGGUUCGUCUAA
Messenger RNA from Penicillium pulvis, 792 nucleotides. RefSeq names its product sulfotransferase family protein. The transcript has a single exon. Bases 1 to 792 code for a protein of 263 amino acids. Lineage: Eukaryota; Fungi; Ascomycota; Eurotiomycetes; Eurotiales; Aspergillaceae. The record is from RefSeq and is a predicted model, not a curated record.